AUGGCCCCCUCAAAGUCUAAGCAGCCUGCUAAGGCGGCUGUCCCGACAAAGGAGGAGAAGUCUGCAGAUCUAGUCAUGGGAACGAACAAUAGCAGUAUAGUGUCAAAACGCAGCGUCGAAAUGUUAUACUACCCCGAGCCCCAUUUCUUCCGCUACUUCGUCAAAAAACCCCAGAGACGCGCCCCGUUAAUAAACCGCGGAUACUGGCUUCGAAUGCACGCGAUGGAGGAGUCCGUACGGCGUUUCAUGCGAGAACCCUCAGAUAAACCCAAGUUUGUCCUUAAUCUAGGAUGUGGAUUUGAUCCUCUCCCGUUCAUCCUCCUCAGUGCGGACCGGUCCUUAUGUAGUCAAACAACCUUUGUGGAUAUUGAUUACGAGAAACUCAUGCUCAAUAAGAAGGCCGCGCUCCGGGAAGCAGGCGCUCUCACGCAGAUCCUGGAGAAUGUAGAGUUUGCUUCUGAUGAGAGCGCUGUGCAGAUACGCAGUGGGCAAUAUGUCGCUGUCGGGUGCGAUCUGAAGAAUCUGGAUAAACUGGACCGUGUCCUGAAGACUGAGGUCCUUCCCGCCGACUGUUCGGUUCUCUUCCUCGCCGAGGUGUCGCUCACGUACAUGGACGUCAAAUCAGCCAAUGCUGUUGUCAAAUGGGCCUCCAAACUAAGCAAUGACGCCCAAUUCUGCAUCCUAGAGCAGUUCUUCCCCGAUGGCUCCAACCACCCGUUCGCAUCAACCAUGAUGAAACACUUCGGCAAGCUAGGAGCGCCCCUUUACUCCAUCCACGAGUAUCCGUCUCUGACCGACCAGGAACGCCGGUUCACGGAAGCCGGCUGGACGCAUGCCCAUGCACGCAGUCUCUGGGAUCUUUGGUCCGACGACGAGUUUGUGUCCAGCGCCCUCCGCACUUCAUUGGACUCCGUCGAAUCGUUCGAUGAGUGGGAGGAGUUUGCGCUCUUUGCGUCGCAUUAUUUCCUCUUACACGCUUCUACAAGACCUGGGACGGCGGAUGUGAAGCGCACGGCAACAAACGGUGGUCCUAGUCACCAGGUGGUCAAUAAGUCGGAUGGAUUCAGGCUCGUCCCCAAUACCUCUCCACCCACUGGUCAGCGGAGAUUCGGUGCUUUGGUUCCUGGAAGCGAAGGGGCUGUUGGGAUCCAUUCAGGAUGGGGCCGGCAGACGCGAGUCGCUGAUACCGAUCUAUACGCGCCGUCGAAGGAGGGCACUGGCUCGCAUGCCCCGUUCCCACCAUCUAAUGAAAUCUCCGCGCGUCUGUGCCACACAAUCACCACGUUCAAUGAUAGCGGUGAUUGCCUACUCGUCGGCGGGCGGACCUCACCCGCUUCCGCGCUCCAUGAUACGUGGGUGCGUAGAAACAACGCGUGGCAAGCAAGUGCCAGCCUCCCAGUCGGUCGUUUCCGACACUGUGCGACGAGAGUUACACUCGACACAGGAUCUGAAGACGGCAGUAGCAGUGUGCUCGUAUAUGGUGGAAAAACAAGUCACGGCACAACGCUCGAUGCAUGGCUGCUCUGGAGCGAUGUCGAUAAUGGAUGGAAGACAGUUACCGUUCAGACCAAGAACGACCGAACCGCGCCAAAGGCCCGGUUCGGAGCAUGCCUAGCCAAUGUCAACAAUACAUCUGGUGUCUUAUUCGGAGGUGUUGGGGCUGACGGCACGAUCUUGGAAGAUUUUUGGACUUGGAGCUUAUACAAGCAAGCUGAUGGGUCUGUAUGCGUGGAGUUGACGGACCAGACUGAGAGCAUCAAGACUCUCUCUUCAUGUUAUGAUCUUCUCCCGCGAUUUGGGGCUACAGUGGCUUCCACAUCGCGGGGGCUGGUGGUCGCUGGUGGUAUUAUCCCUCGACGCAUCGUGCCCUGCGACAGCGAGAUUCUGCUCCUUGAUUCGGCCGUGCUGCUCAAGUGCAUUGAAUCCGGUUAUCCCAUAGGCGCACCCGUUCUAUCAACCAUAGGGUUAAGCCCUGCGUACAGCGGACCACGCCCGUUGCUAGUUGGACACGUCUCUCACGCCGCUAGCCCUAACCAAAUCCUGCUGCUGGGCGGCGGGGCCGUAUGCUUUUCGUUCGGAACGUUUUGGACAGAAGGAACCUGGCUGUUGAGCCCAGCGGACAAACAGGACCAGAUCGAAAACAAUUGGGCUCUAGUCCGUUCAAACGACGAGCAGUCAACUCAAGAAAAAGCAGCUGCGGAGAAGCCCGCUAAGACAAAGAAACAGCAGCAAGCAACCAAGAAGCACAAGCCGAAGCACUAUAAAUCCACGACGAAAGUGGCGCCAAUCCCUCGCGUCAGCGUUAACUCGGCAGCUGAGUUCCAGCAGAUACUGGAUGAUGCUAGACCUGUUAUCAUUGAGGGUGCGGAUAUCGGGCCUUGCACUGAGCGCUGGACGAAGGAGUAUCUUGUUGAUACCGUUGGGGCCGAUCGUAAGGUAAUAGUCCACGCCGCUUCGUCGGAAACGAUGAGUUUCCAAACAAAGAACUUCAAGUACGAAGCCAAGCCAUUCGGAACCUUCAUGGACGAAGUCCAUGCCGGCGGACGGCAGUACCUGCGCAGCAUUUCCGAGAAGCAACCCGCCAAGUUACCGGCGAACCUAGCUGCGGAUUUUCCCAGCUUAGGCGGUGAUUUCCGACUACCAGAGGCAUUGAAGACGGUUGUCGAGAAUGCGCAUAGUUCGCCAUUGAGGAUUUCGGGGCCUGUUACGUUGUGGUUGCAUUAUGAUGUGAUGGCAAACGUCCUCUGUCAAAUCCAAGGCGAGAAGCGGCUUAUUCUUUACCCGCCCAGCGACGUGCAGCACCUUGAUGUCCCGGCCGGCGCAUCCAGUUCUAACAUCAAUGUAUUCCAGAAUCGGGCGGACGGGGCUAUAGCGAUGAUUCCGCGCACGUCCCCUCACGAAGCGCGUAUGAAGCGCGGCGAUAUACUCUUCAUUCCGCCACUGUGGCUGCAUACAGCUGCGCCAACAGGAGAGGUAAGCGUGGCGGUCAAUGUUUUCUUCCGCAAUCUGUCGCAGGGGUACGCGCUUGGUCGGGACGUCUACGGAAAUCGCGAUGUACAGGCCUAUGAAAAGGGGCGUAAAGACCUCGAGAAGAUGGUGAAAUCCUUUGGCGGGUUGCCGCCGGAUAUGGCACGGUUCUAUCUCCUACGGCUUGCGGAUGAAUUGCAGGAGAUGGCUGAACAGUGA
Molecule: messenger RNA, 3186 nt
Organism: Aspergillus mulundensis
Lineage: Eukaryota; Fungi; Ascomycota; Eurotiomycetes; Eurotiales; Aspergillaceae
Product: tRNA methyltransferase PPM2
Exons: 6
Coding region: 1-3186 (1061 amino acids)
Biological process (GO): wybutosine biosynthetic process; tRNA methylation
Molecular function (GO): protein binding; tRNA methyltransferase activity
Source: RefSeq, a predicted model, not a curated record